AUGCCGUGCCUCUGGUUUCUGGAGUUUGUCGAACGGCAAGUGCUCCGACGCUGUCGCACGGUGGUUCUCGGCCGAACGCCUCUGAGCCAGAAGCCAAUCCCAAGACCAGAUGCCCAUUAUAUAUCACUAUAUAUAACCAAAACUAUGUGUGCGUUAGCAGCUAACGUGUAUGUGGUAUGCACUUGCGUGACUGCCUCAGGGAAAAGUAGACCUCCGUGGUCGCGGCUUUUCAGGACAAGACGGGCUACACCAAAUCUAGGAUGUGUUUGGCUUCUGCGUUUUUCGUUACAGCCUUCGCGGUCCUCUCCUAUCCGGGAGCUUGAGGAAGUUUUC
Molecule: messenger RNA, 333 nt
Organism: Trypanosoma theileri
Lineage: Eukaryota; Euglenozoa; Kinetoplastea; Trypanosomatida; Trypanosomatidae
Exons: 1
Source: RefSeq, a predicted model, not a curated record